AUGCCCGAGCCAAAAGAAGAAGUAAUAAUGGAAGAGCAUCUUUGCGAAGCACCGAGAACCGAUCAGAGAAUACUAGAAAGAGUGAUCGAAGGGUGCCGGUUGCAUGUAAAAAUGGUGCCGCAGAACGAAUGGAGUGAGUCAUCGCCUAUUCUAUUCUGAUUGAAAAUAGUAUUUUUCCUUUGCAGGAGAAGCCGAAGUGCUACAAAGAGGCCGGCAGUUGAAUGGGUCCAUGAAAUUCUAUGUGCACUACGUCGAUUGCAACAGAAGGCUUGACGAAUGGGUGACAGACCUCGAUCGACUCAAUGUUUCCACAUUGAAAAUGCCGCAAAAGGGAGGGAAGAAAGGAGCACACUUGAGAGAUGAAAAGUGAGUCAUUCGCUCGUUCGGCGGCUGAAUACAAUACAAAACUGUUUUAGUCGAGACGCCAACGAAGUUGAAGCUAAGAAGAGCGGCCGGAAGCGCAAAAUACCAUUGUUGGUAAUGGAGGACAUCAAGACGGAGCCCGGAGAGUCGUCGCAGCCGGUGCCUGCUGCGAACGGAACGCCAAGUCUGCGAGGAUCCAUGUCGAUGGUGGGUCACAGCGAAGACGCGAUGACACGCAUCAGGAACAUCGAAUGCAUCGAGCUGGGACGGUCGCGCAUUCAACCGUGGUACUUCUCGCCCUAUCCCCAGCAAUUGACAAGUCUCGACUGCAUAUACAUUUGCGAGUUCUGCCUCAAGUAUCUGAAAUCAAAAACAUGCUUGAAACGACAUAUGGUAUGCUUUUUUGCUUAAAAAUUUGUGUCAGAAUAACUGUUUUUAGGAGAAGUGCGCUCUCUGUCAUCCACCUGGAAAUCAGAUAUACAGUUACGACAAACUGUCUUUCUUCGAAAUUGACGGCCGAAAGAACAAGAGCUAUGCGCAGAAUCUCUGCCUCUUGGCCAAGCUCUUCUUGGAUCACAAGACCCUCUACUACGACACCGAUCCGUUCCUGUUCUACGUGCUCACAGAGGAAGAUGAGAAAGGCCAUCACAUUGUCGGGUACUUCUCGAAGGAGAAGGAAUCCGCAGAGGAGUACAACGUGGCAUGCAUUCUGGUUCUGCCGCCGUUCCAGAAGAAAGGAUACGGAAGUCUCCUCAUAGAAUUCAGCUACGAGCUCUCGAAGAUUGAGCAAAAGACAGGUUCGCCGGAAAAACCGCUCUCCGAUCUCGGCCUCCUUUCCUACCGUUCCUAUUGGUCUAUGGCCAUCAUGAAAGAGCUGUUCACAUUCAAACGACGUCAUCCGGGCGAGGAAAUAACCGUGCACGACAUUUCGAUGAGCACUUCGAUCAAGAGGGAAGACGUCGUCUCCACUCUGCAGCAGCUCGAGCUGUGCAAGUACUACAAGGGACAGUACGUUAUUGUGAUAAGCGACGACAAGCGGCGAGUCUACGAGGAGAGAAUAGAAAAGGCGAAGAAGAAGACGCGCAUUAAUCCGAAUGCAUUGCAGUGGCGGCCCAAAGAGUAUGGAAAGAAAAGGGUGAGUUCCAGAUCUCAAAUUUUCUAAUGAUAGGCCGUCUUCAGACACAAAGCACCUUCUAG
This is a messenger RNA of Caenorhabditis sp. 36 PRJEB53466, 1560 nucleotides long. The record is from the annotation of a GenBank genome assembly. Lineage: Eukaryota; Metazoa; Nematoda; Chromadorea; Rhabditida; Rhabditidae.